GCAUUGUAAGAAGAAACUUUUUGUUUUUCAGUUCUACUGUUUUCUUGGAUGAUUUAGCGUAAAGUUGAAGAAAAAUGAAUACGAGCAAAGUAGUUCAAAGUGUUAUUUCCACAGUGCUUUUGACGUCAGUAGUAUUAAACACGACUGCCUGUUAUAUUAUUUUAAUUAAAGUGAAAAGAAAAGAGAUAACGCAUUUAUUUGUUGUCAGCAUUUCUAUUACGAAUUUAUUAGAAUCUACGAUCGGAUUAACACCAGAAUUAGUAAUGGCAGAUGAACCUUUUUUGGAAAGAACUCCGUUAUGCAUUGUCAGCAGUUUUGCAGUUCUAGGUUUUGCUAUAACCAACAUAACUCAUUUAACAAUACUUUCUUUUAUCAGAAUUGUUGCCAUAAAAUACCCGAGGCGUUAUUUACAAUAUCAUAAAAUGUUUUGGUGCAGAGUAACAUCAAUUUUAAUAUGUUAUGCGUAUGGUUUUUUUUGGGCAACACUUCCUAUGAUUGGUUGGUCAAAAUAUGAGCUAGAUCUUGAUAAGAAACGUUGUUCGUUAGAUUGGAAAUUGACAAAAUUAAAUUCUUAUUCUUAUAUUUUAGCCAUUUUAAUCUGCUGCAACAUUUUACCCGGAAUAGUCAUCGCGUUAACGUUGUAUUUUAGCACAAAAGAAAUCUGUUUCCGAAAAGCAUGCAAAUUACCUAAAAAUACAAAAAUUGAUCUUUUAGAAAAAGAAUAUUUUCGAGUUUGUUUUUUAUCAGCGGUUACUUAUUUUUUUUUUCGGACAUCUUACGCAAUUGUUGGUGUUUUAACGUUGUUAAAAAUUGCAAUACCGACACAUUUGGCAACAACCACCGUGCUGUUUUCAAACCUCUCUACCGUUUCUAAUAUUCUUAUUAAUUGUUACGCUGUAAAAUCUUUUCAAAAACAACUGCUAAAUUUAAGGGUAAUUCAAAUUUUGAAAACUUUUUUCCAUGGAUUACGUGAUUGCAAAAAAAAAUAA
Hydra vulgaris (swiftwater hydra) is the source of this 989-nucleotide messenger RNA. Its product is annotated as opsin-3. Gene Ontology annotation, molecular function: G protein-coupled photoreceptor activity. The record is from RefSeq and is a predicted model, not a curated record. Lineage: Eukaryota; Metazoa; Cnidaria; Hydrozoa; Anthoathecata; Hydridae. Gene Ontology annotation, biological process: G protein-coupled receptor signaling pathway; cellular response to light stimulus; phototransduction. Gene Ontology annotation, cellular component: plasma membrane.